This is a messenger RNA of Peromyscus maniculatus bairdii (prairie deer mouse), 1981 nucleotides long. RefSeq names its product dihydrouridine synthase 2 (gene Dus2). NCBI's taxonomy places the organism in Eukaryota, Metazoa, Chordata, Mammalia, Rodentia, Cricetidae. Gene Ontology annotation, cellular component: cytoplasm. Gene Ontology annotation, molecular function: tRNA binding; tRNA dihydrouridine synthase activity; flavin adenine dinucleotide binding. Gene Ontology annotation, biological process: tRNA dihydrouridine synthesis. The record is from RefSeq and is a predicted model, not a curated record.
UGGGGGUCGGCAAUAGGAGGUGGCCGUGGGGCCCUGGCUCAAGGCAUCAGGAGUGAGGAUGGCCUCGGUCAAUUGGGUGCCUAAUUUCUGAGAUUCUUAUUUGUGGUCAUGGUCCCCUGCCAAGCGUCCCAUAAAACUCCAAGGGUGCGGAGUGCGGCGAUGUUUGCAUAGGCCCAGCAGAGGAGGAAUGAUUGUGAACAGCCUCUCCCUGUGCUACCACAAUAAACUCAUCUUAGCCCCCAUGGUUCGGGUGGGGACUCUACCAAUGCGGCUCCUAGCCCUGGAUUACGGAGCAGACAUUGUUUACUGUGAGGAGCUGAUUGACCUUAAGAUGCUUCAGUGCAAGCGAGUUGUAAAUGAGGUGCUCAGCACAGUGGACUUUGUUGCUCCUGAUGACCGAGUAGUUUUCCGAACAUGUGAAAGAGAACAGAACAGGGUAGUUUUCCAAAUGGGGACUUCAGACGCAGAGAGAGCCCUUGCUGUGGCCAGGCUUGUAGAAAAUGAUGUAGCUGGUAUUGAUGUCAACAUGGGCUGUCCAAAAGAAUAUUCUACUAAGGGAGGAAUGGGAGCUGCUCUGUUGUCAGACCCUGACAAGAUUGAGAAGAUCCUCAGCACUCUCGUUAAAGGAACACACAGACCUGUGACUUGUAAAAUCCGAAUCCUGCCCUCGCUAGAAGAUACCCUGAACCUUGUGAAGCGAAUAGAGAGGACUGGCAUUUCAGCCAUUGCAGUUCAUGGGAGGAAUCGGGAGGAACGGCCUCAGCACCCUGUCAGCUGUGAAGUUAUAAGAGCCAUCGCUGAAACCCUCUCCAUUCCUGUCAUAGCCAAUGGAGGAUCUCAUGACCACAUCCAGCAACAUCUGGACAUAGAGGACUUUCGACAAGCUACGGCUGCCUCUUCAGUGAUGGUGGCUCGAGCAGCCAUGUGGAACCCCUCUAUCUUCCUCAAGGAUGGCCUUCGUCCCCUGGAGGAAGUCAUGCAGAAGUACAUCAGAUAUGCGGUGCAGUAUGAUAACCACUACACGAACACCAAAUACUGCUUGUGCCAGAUGCUUCGGGAACAGCUGGAGUCGCCCCAGGGAAGGUUGCUCCAUGCUGCCCAGUCUUCCCAGGAAAUUUGUGAGGCCUUUGGCCUUGGUGCCUUCUAUGAGGAGACCAUUCGGGAGCUAGAUGCCCGGCGAGCUGACCUUUUGGCUAAGACUCCAGAGGGGGUUGAAGAGCCAGCUGAAGACACUUCCGGCAUCAUUAAGAUGGCCAUCAGGUUUGACCGGAGAGCAUACCCACCCCAAAUUACCCCCAAGAUGUGCCUGCUGGAAUGGUGUCGGAGAGAGAAGUUGCCACAGCCUGUGUAUGAAACAGUGCAACGCCCUGUAGAUCGCAUGUUCUGCUCUGUUGUCACUGUUGCAGAACAGAAGUACCAGUCCACACUGUGGGACAAGUCCAAGAAACUAGCGGAGCAGACUGCAGCCAUUGUCUGUCUGCGGAGCCAGGGCCUCCCUGAGGGUCGACUGGGUGAGGAGAGCCCCUCCUUGAACAAGCGCAAGCGAGAGGCCCCUGACCAAGAUCCUGGAGGCCCCAGAGUUCAGGAGCCAGCACUACCUGGGGAGAAAUGCAAGAAGCCAUUUGUAACCCUGGGAACUAGUGAAGAUAAUCUCCUGGAAGGAUGUUGACUACUGUCCCUGCCCUGGUCACCAGUGUGGGGAACUGAUAUGAAGGUGGUUAUGGGUGCUGGGGCCUAAACCAGAAGCCAUUGGACAGUUUGCUGGCCCCUGCCAUUGAAGUUAGGGUUCUUGACCCAGGCCCUCAGUCUGAAACAAGUGCCAAGGAGUGUCCAGUGGUAAUACUGUCUCCUCUCAUAGGUCUCAGUGGUAAGCCAAGUUCCCAGUGACCUGAAUAGUUUUUUGAAAACAAGGUUUUCAGGCCGCACCUCUAACUUGACAUUGGUACCGUGCAAUAAAGACAGACUGACUUUCACCCAUGGC